AUGUGGCUUGACCUGUACACUGAAAUGGUGAAAAAUGACAUAGUUAACAGUUUGAAAAAGGUGGGGAAGAUGAAUGUUACUGCUGAAGAACAGAAAGCUUUUCAAUCCCUGUUACACAAUAAUGAUAUUGUUAUAAGGCCUGCUGACAAAGGAUCUGGUAUUGUUGUUCUAGACAAAACAAGUUAUUUAAAUAGUCUACAGAAAGAAAUGGAGGAGAGUGAUUCAUACGCAGAGUCCGAGAAUGAUCUAACACAGACAUCUAUGAAAGAAGUAAAGAAAUUAGUAAAUAGUAUGAGUAGAAAUGGAUCAAUCCCAAAAGACAUGAAACAGUACUUAUUGCCAAAAUAUCUAAAGGCUGGUUCUCUAAAAGGUAAUCCGAAACUUCAUAAAAAGAAUGUGCAAAUGAGGUCAAUUGUAAAUGGAAUGAACACACCAACUGAAAGAUUGGCAGAGCUUGCAGAACAUGAACUGAAUGAAUUUGUAACCUCAUCACAAAGUUACAUCCAGGACACUACUGACUUUAUAAACAAACUGAAAGACAUUCAGACACCACUUCCUGAAGGUACAUUGCUAUUCUGCUUUGAUGUCUGUAAAUUAUAUCCAUCUGUUCCCAAGAAAGAAGGUAUUGAUGCAUGUAGGAUAGGUCUCAACAAAAGAUCAAACAUGCUUGUCCCAACUGAAGAUGUGGUAAAAAUGAUAGAAGUCGUCCUCAACAACAAUUUCAACCCUGGUGGUAAACACUAUAUACAGUGA
This is a messenger RNA of Mercenaria mercenaria, 753 nucleotides long. RefSeq lists its product as uncharacterized. The record is from RefSeq and is a predicted model, not a curated record. The transcript has a single exon. Bases 1 to 753 code for a protein of 250 amino acids. NCBI's taxonomy places the organism in Eukaryota, Metazoa, Mollusca, Bivalvia, Venerida, Veneridae.